CAAGUACACUGCGGGGAAAGGAACGCAGCUUCGUUAAUUUCUCGCUUUACAUCCUUUUAAAAAAAUUUUGGAAUGUCACACCCCGGUUGUCUUCUACGGCGCCCUGCCAUAGCUUGCAUAGCGCCCAAGCCGACAAGCCCUCGAACAAGCAUACCUUCUGUCGGAGCUUCCGGGCCCUUUUGUAAACAGGCCAGCUACUUCCAGACGCAGUGCCCCCGUUCCCGAUACCUCUAUCCUUCUCUCACAUGCUUCCGCAGGCCAAAGAACAGACCUGUUCCCUUACAGAAUGUCCGGAGCUACCACUCCGAAUUCCACCCUGUUCCAGACCCGCCAGCGGAUACCUACACGCUUGAGCAAUCGGCCAUCCUUUCGACUGCGCUGAAGCAUGUCCCUGAGUAUGGGUUUUCAACCAAGGCAGUGAUUAUGGGAGCCCGGGAAGCGGGAUACUUGGAUGUUUCUUUGCAGCUUUUCCCUCGUGGGGGCGAGUUCGAAUUGGUGUUAUAUUGGUUGGCGAGCAGAAGAGGGCUAUUAAAGCAGAAAGUCGAAAGUGGUGAAAUAUUUGGUCAGAAAGACGAUGCUGAUGGGUCCAUCACACCUGCGGAGGUGGACCAAAGGGUGAGGACCCUGAUCAUGGAGAGAUUAAAAAUGAAUACGGAAAUAAUACAUCAUUGGCAGGAUGCCCUAGCAAUCAUGUCUCUCCCUCCACACGUUCCACCCUCUCUUUGCGAACUGUACAGGCUAUCCUCUGAUAUCCUAUACCUUGCCAAUGACCGUUCCGUUGAUGCGUCGUGGUAUACAAGACGCAUUUCCGUAGCUACCAUUUAUGCUAGCGCGGAUAUAAACAUGACUGAAGAUGUAUCUCCGGGCUUUAGCGCCACAAUGGAAUUUGUUGACCGCCGGAUAAAUGAUGCAGAUGCUGUCACGGAUACAUUGAGUGAUGUAAAGCGAUACAUGGGAUAUGUUGCUGGCAGCGUAUUUGCUGCUGGAAGGAGUUGGGGAAUGAAGGUAUGAAUGCCUCAAAUGCAGGCUUCAGGUCUAUUGAGAUGCAAAUGUGAUUCCCUGGUGUGGAGUAAUUAUGUAUAAUAUUUACCCUAUAAAAUAAUCAUAUACUGGAAGUUA
This is a messenger RNA of Coccidioides posadasii C735 delta SOWgp, 1119 nucleotides long. RefSeq names its product Ubiquinone biosynthesis protein coq9, mitochondrial (gene COQ9). Gene Ontology annotation, biological process: ubiquinone biosynthetic process. The record is from RefSeq and is a predicted model, not a curated record. Gene Ontology annotation, molecular function: lipid binding. NCBI's taxonomy places the organism in Eukaryota, Fungi, Ascomycota, Eurotiomycetes, Onygenales, Onygenaceae. Gene Ontology annotation, cellular component: mitochondrial inner membrane.